Messenger RNA from Verruconis gallopava, 1551 nucleotides. RefSeq names its product ADP-ribosylation factor-like protein 1. Bases 364 to 909 code for a protein of 181 amino acids. Gene Ontology annotation, cellular component: Golgi apparatus; cytoplasm. Gene Ontology annotation, molecular function: GTP binding; GTPase activity. The transcript has 5 exons. Gene Ontology annotation, biological process: intracellular protein transport; vesicle-mediated transport. NCBI's taxonomy places the organism in Eukaryota, Fungi, Ascomycota, Dothideomycetes, Venturiales, Sympoventuriaceae. The record is from RefSeq and is a predicted model, not a curated record.
CAACCCCAAGAACAGAGUUGAUCCACGCCACAGCCACCAUCCGUUUCUGGCUGUAUCUCAUACAUCUUCUACGUCACUUCAUCUAGAAAAUUGCUCUUUUGGCCAUCGAAUAGCUCUUCUAACCGGUUCAAACUUCCCUUGUAAACUCCAAAGGUAGCGUGUAGCAAUCUGCGCCCAGUCUCUGUUUCACGUCGACGGACUACUCGUUACGAACACCUUUACUUUAUCCAAAAACGCACAUAGGCAUCACACGACGACGCGUCAACUCGUGCUCUGCGCGACCCCACUUUCCAACCACUUUACGCGCGACAACCCCCGUCUUGCGUACGUAUUACAUAAAUAGGCUCGUUGACCGCCGGGACCAUGGGUGCUUCAUUGACGAAGCUAUGGAGCAUGUGGUGGUCGAAGAAGGAGAUUCGGAUCUUAAUUCUAGGACUGGAUAACGCAGGAAAGACGACAUUACUGUAUAGGUUGAAGAUUGGUGAAGUUGUCACUACGAUACCCACCAUCGGCUUCAACGUCGAGUCGGUCAAGUAUGGCCCCCUCAACCUGAACGUCUGGGAUCUCGGCGGCCAAACGUCCAUCCGUCCGUACUGGCGCUGCUACUACGCCAACACGGCUGCCGUCAUCUUUGUCGUCGACUCCACCGAUCUGGACCGCUUAUCCACGGCUGCGGAGGAGCUGGCCGCUAUGCUCGCCGAGGAGGAGUUGAGAGACGCGAACCUGCUCGUGUUUGCGAACAAGCAGGACCAGCCGGGCGCGAAGGGCGCCGGUGAGAUCAGCGAAGCGCUUAGGCUGGCUGAGCUGAGAGAUCGAAACUGGAGCAUCGUGGGGUGCAGCGCCAUCGACGGGCGGGGUGUUAACGAAGGGAUGGACUGGCUUGUGCAAACCGUAGGGGCGGAUAACUAGAAAGAGAUGCUUACAUUCAACUUGCACAUAUAUGUAUAAAACUUUUCUCCCCGCUAAGAGAAGGAACGUGCGAGAGUCGCUGUGGGUGACGAAAGAGAAAUGCAGAGAGUUCGAGGUGGCCGUGCCUUCAUGGACAGGGUGACACACGACCAGUUCUGUCUCAUGACCCCGCCGCGAACCAUCGUUUUCAUUCACAACUGUCUUUCGUGCGCGGAACGGCUGCCGAGUGUGAAACAGGGCUCGAUCUGGGAAGAAAGAGCGUGGGAACGGCACGAUGGGCGAGCAAAGUGAACUAGAUCUCCACGAACAUACCCCGUGAAUCUGCAUUUGGGCGUCUGGGCAUUCAUUCAUCUGCUUGGGUCGGGAGGGUUCUGCUCUGAGUUUGCAUCCUAUAGACGAAUCAGGGGCUUGGGAGAAGCCUUCAUUGGUCAAUCAAAAGCGUUUCAGGCAUUUUUGCGAUUAUACGGAGGAUUUGCCCAUAAAGUAGUACACACCCUGGCGUUUGGCGCGCUAGAUCUAUGGCUGAGCCAUCUUGAGAAAUCUCUCUCUCUUUUUGUUUGGUAAUCGUUUGAAUUUUAAAACCUCUAUAUUGGCCGUUGAUCUAUGCUUGUUUCAAUACCAGGCCAUGAUUCUUUCACAGAA